CGGUGCACCCAUUAACGCUUUGGAUUAGAACCGCAAAAUAACCUUACCAAACAACACAGUCAUUGAAUCUGCGCUCCCAGAAUUAUUGAAAAUAAAUUUUGUAAAUUUAAUCGUUACAUGACACUACGAGUGACAAUAUCAAAGAAUGGACAUUCUACUGGCAGAAAGGUCAUUGCUGUUCCUCCAACAUUUGUUGAAUUUCUUGCAGCAGUUAGUUUGUCACUAGGAAUAAAGGCAAAAAGGGUUUUCAACUGUCAUGGAGGAGAAAUACAUGAUAUUUUAUUCAUAAGGGAUAAUGAAUUACUAUACAUAUCUGAAGGUGGAGAUUUUUGCUCAGAAAGAGAAUGGGUAACCCUUAAUGUUGGUGGAAAAUUGUUCACCACCACUCGAAUGACUUUAACAGCAAAAGAACCCUUCAGCAUGCUUUCACGCAUGUUUACCAUUGAUUCUGGUCAAUUCAACCUUAGUCCGAGCUCGGUAGAUUCCAGCGGUGCCUAUCUGAUCGACCGUAGUCCAACUUACUUUGAACCGAUUUUGAACUAUUUACGUCACGGAAAGUUGAUUCUUGACGUUGGUGUUAAUGUUCAAGGCGUCCUAGAAGAGGCACAGUUCUUUGGUAUUGAAUCACUGGUACCGCAACUUGAAUCUCUUGCCGAUGACGAAAAGCUAAAGAAGAAGCAGCAACCGCUGACCAGGGCAGAAGUUAUCAAAGCUCUUGUUCGUACUUCACCAACCACUGAGCUCCGAUUCCAAGGGGUCAAUCUAGCUGAAGCUGAUCUGUCAAAACUUGACCUGAGAAGCAUCAAUUUCAAAUACGCUUGCAUGCGUGGUUGCAAUCUUUCCGGAGCAAACCUGAGCUGGUGCAACCUGGAACGGUGUGACUUAUCAGGUGCAAAGAUGGACGGAGCACAGCUUCUUGGAGUAAAAAUGCUAUGUGCUAUUUUGGAAGGGGCGUCGCUGCGUGGCUGCAAUUUCGAAGACCCCGCUGGCAGUCGAGCUAAUAUGGAAGGUGUUAACAUGAAAGGGGCCAUUCUUGAAGAAAGUAAUAUGGCCGGUGUGAACCUCCGGGUAGGAACCUUGAAAUACGCAAAUCUUCAAAACUGCACCUUGAGAGGAGCUGUUUUGGCGGGAGCAGACUUGGAGGGUUGCGAUUUAUCUGGAAGCGAUUUACAAGAGGCCAACCUUCGUGGAGCUAAUUUAAAAGACACAACACUGGAAUUAAUGUUAAAUCCGCUUCAUAUGUCUCAGGCUAUUCGUUGAGUUGUCUACUACCAGUCCUCUGUUCGUUUUGAUAACGAAUUGGCGAGCUACUAAGCUUUAUUUUUCACCAAACGUUUUAUUUCAAAUACUAUCCUUUCACAGUUAAUGUUAGUGAUGGACGCUUUACCUUCUAUAUAUAUAUUUUUUUUCCUAUUUAUUGGAUUACGGAAGUCAGAACGUAUUAAUAUUUGAAAAAUUUUCGGUUUGGGCGAUUCGGGGUUCUUGAUUUUUUAAGGAAAAAUAACAAUAUACGUGGAACAUAAA
Daphnia carinata is the source of this 1524-nucleotide messenger RNA. RefSeq names its product BTB/POZ domain-containing protein KCTD9-like. Gene Ontology annotation, biological process: protein homooligomerization. Gene Ontology annotation, molecular function: protein binding. The record is from RefSeq and is a predicted model, not a curated record. The transcript is spliced from 8 exons. NCBI's taxonomy places the organism in Eukaryota, Metazoa, Arthropoda, Branchiopoda, Diplostraca, Daphniidae. Bases 118 to 1260 code for a protein of 380 amino acids.